ACUACAUAAUGAAGAAGAAUGAUUUGGUCAGGCAAUGGGUAGCGCAAGGUUUUGUGAAUAAAGCACAUGGGCGAGAUCCAGAGAAUGUUGCAGAGGGCUAUUUUAAUGAGCUUAUUAACAGGAGCAUCAUUCAAUCAGUUAAUAUUGAUCAUAAUAAUGAAGUGUUGUCGUGCAGAUUGCACGAUAUGAUGCUUGACCUUAUUAUACACAAGUGCAGAGAAGAAAAUUUUAUCACUGCAACAGAUGAUAUCCAGGCCAUAAUAGGUUUGCCUGACAAGGUCCGCCGACUCUCCCUGAACCUUGACGGUAUAAUAGAUGGCACGGUAUUGGAAACCAUCCAGCUCUCACAAGUAAGAGCGCUGGCAAGAUUUGGUACCUCUGCAUAUGCACCUCCUCUCUUGAAGUUCAAGCAUCUCCGAGUUUUAGCUCUUGAAUUUUCAAGUGGGAACAGUCUGGAGAUAAUUGACCUCACUGGAAUGUGUCAUUUGUUCCAACUGAGGCAUCUGAAAAUUAAAGCUUAUUGCAAAAUAGUGUUACCAAGUAAUAUUCGGGGACUGGAGCAAUUGGAGACAUUGGAGUUGGGAGCCUAUGGUCUUGAAGUUCCCUCAGAUGUUAUUCAUUUGCGCCGGUUGCUGCACCUGAUCAUCCCUAUUGGGACAAAGUUACCCUGUGGGAUUGGCAACAUGAAAUAUUUAUGUACGCUGCAUGGGUUUGAUAUAGGCUUGAACUCAAUGGAUAACAUCAGAGACCUCGGAGAUCUGACCAAUUUAAGGGAUCUUCAAAUAUGUUUUGCCGAAUUGGAGCCUUUGGAUGACAUGGAAAGAAGACAAUGCUUGGAUGUUUUGAGAUGUUCCCUUGAAAAACUUUGCAACCUCAGAUACCUGCUCACUGAUUCUAAAAUCAGUAGUACGUAUGCCUUGAAUCCGCUAUCCGCUUCUACUUGCCUACUUCAGAGGCUUCAGAGGUUGUGGGUGUUCUCGAGGGUUCCUGUGUGGAUUGGAGAGCUCCAUAAUCUCUUUGACCUUGAUCUUGCGGUUGAGGUGUUGGAGAAUGAUAUCGGAAUUCUUGCACAGUUGCAAUCUCUUAGCCACCUCAAAUUGCACAUCGAAGGAACUCCUGAAGCUGAAGAUAAGUUAGUCAUCUGCGGAACAGGAUUCCCCGUUCUCAAGGAUUUUAGGCUGUCCUCCAAGAAUAUAUCAGAACUGACGUUUGAAGCAGGCGCAAUGCCCAGUGUCCAAGAGCUUGAUAUAAGAUUAGAUUCGCACUAUGGCACUUAUCCUAUGGGCAUCAAGCACCUGCUAAGCCUCAAGAAUAUCCACAUGGAACUAUGGGUUCUAAGCCCCCUUGAUGAUGGCUUCAGAUGGAGGAAGUACCGCCAGAAGGACAUCCUUGGCGCCAAGCACCCAAGAGGUUACUUCCGGUGCAUAUACCGGCACUCGCAGGGAUGCAAAGCGGAGAGGCAGGUGCAGCGCACAGACAAUGACUCGGAAAGCUUUCAUAUCACGUACCAUCUGAAGCACACGUGUAACCACACGGUCCCGCUGCCACAACCAGGACAGGAGCAGAGCGUCCAGGUGCCACAGCUAUGGUUUCCUUGGCUAUGGUUUCCUUGACUAUGUGACCGAUGUUUGUCACGGUGAGCUAUGGUUUCCUUGGCUGGUGUCACGGCCUGACAGGGUCCCUGUCCACGCCCCCUGAAAUGAGAACAAAAAAAAAGGCUUCCAAAAGUAAUCACGCCCCCUGAAAUGAGAACAAAAAAAAAGGCUUCCAAAAGUAAUCAAUCAGGAAACCGGCCAGUCAUUAAGCUGGUACUGGUAGCACAAUUCUGUAUCUCGCGUGCCUGUCAUUUUAAUUUCCAUUUGUUUGUCUCGGCCCUUGUUGCAUUCUUCUCUCUUUUACUUUGAUGUAAUAUGCACAUUUGUACUAGAUGCCGAUAUUGUUUCCAAGUUGACCAUCUGUACCUGUAAGCAUGAUUUGGGCAUGAACAUAUUCAUACUUGGGUUCUUCA
Lolium rigidum is the source of this 2008-nucleotide messenger RNA. RefSeq names its product disease resistance protein RGA5-like. The transcript is spliced from 2 exons. Lineage: Eukaryota; Viridiplantae; Streptophyta; Magnoliopsida; Poales; Poaceae. Bases 9 to 1613 code for a protein of 534 amino acids. The record is from RefSeq and is a predicted model, not a curated record. Gene Ontology annotation, molecular function: sequence-specific DNA binding; DNA-binding transcription factor activity. Gene Ontology annotation, biological process: defense response to other organism; regulation of DNA-templated transcription.